UUCCCUUGAUGACGUAGCGGAACCGGAAGUAGAGCCGUCGAUCCGCGGGAUGAAUUAUGUGAGAAUCGGUUCCUACAGCUUCCCCGGGACGUUUUUUAAUGUUUUUAUUCACAUUUGGAUCUUUUAGGCUCUGAUUGUCCAUCCUGGUCAGUGGAGGGCAGGAUGAGUGCGGAGGCGGCCGACCGGGUGGCGGCUGUGAUCAGCAGCCGGCCCAGCACGCCGCUGCAGGUCUCCUGGUUUGAGUUCCUGCUGGAUGGAAGCCUGCUGGAGAAACACCUGCAGAGCCCAUACCCAGACCCGCCCCCGGUUCAGCUCAUCAUCCAGUUCCUGGAGCAGGCGUCCAAGCCGUCUGUGAACGAGCAGAACCAGGUGCAGCCGCCGGCGGAUAACCGGAGGAACCGGACCCUGAAGCUGCUGGCUCUGAAGGUAGCUGCACACAUGAAGUGGGAUCUGGACUCUCUGGAGAAAGGUCUGAGCAUCCCCGUUCUCAACAUGCUGCUGAACGAGCUGCUGUGCGUCAGCAAAGUGCCGGCAGGCGUCAAGCAUGUGGACCUGGACCUCUCCACCCUGCCUCCAACCACCGCCAUGGCCGUCAUCAUCUACAACCGCUGGGCCAUCAGAACCAUCGUGCUGAGCAGCUUUCCAGAGAAGCAGACCAAACCCGGACCGCAUCAGAUGAACAUGUUGAACUUGGUCCAGCAGGAGAAGGAGAUGACGGAGAACAUCCUGUGUGUGCUGAAGGAGCAGGCGGCCGACUCCAUCAGCGUCCUGGAAGGAGCGCUGCGCCUGAACAAGGGCUCCUACGUCCACACCGUGAGGACGCUGGACCUCCUGGGCUCUGACGCCGCCGCCAACGGAGAAACGGAGUCGUCCACCGCAGGGCUUCGGAUCAGCGGCGAGGAGCUGCACUGCCAGGUCCAUUACGACCUGGGAGGGAUCUUCUUCCAGCAGGGCUGCACCGAGCAGCCGGCUUAUGAAAAAGCUCGGGACCAUUUCAGGACGACCAAGGAGCUCCUGAAGAAGCUGGACGAGUCCGUCCACGUCCACCUAGACGAGGAGCGUCUGGCCGGCUACUGGAACGCCUGCAAGGCUUUAACCGGAGCCUGCGACGCGGCCGACCCCCACAUGACCCGAUAUGAGCAGAUCAAUAGCCUGAUCCGGGCGCACGACUACCAGGCUGUGGUUGAGGAGUUCAUCAAGGACAACGCCUCCCGCUGCUUCCCCGCCCACUUCAGGCGCUCCGUCCUCAGAGAGCUGCUGUACAGAGUCCAACAAGGGGAAUCGGGCCUGGAUGAGGUCUGUCACCAGCUGUGUGUCUGCAACGCGGUCCGAGACGCUCUGGAAGGAGAAGUUCUGAGCGUCCGCUUCCAGCAGCUGCUGCUGAGGCCCAGUAAGGCCAUGGUGGACUUCCUGUUGGAGGUCUGCAGGCGUUCCCUGGACCGAGACCAACCGUCUGAUCCCGCCUCCAGAACAAACAUGGCCGCCUUCUUAAGGACUCUGUGUGAGAACCUGGAGGAUUUGUCUCUGGCGCUGUCCAUGACGUCCCAUCCGCUGUUGGUGGAGCUGCUGAGAGACGAGGACCGGAAGCUUCUGAUGGAGCAGAUGAGGAAGAGGUCGGCCACCGUCAACCUGAGCGCCAAACCCCUCCCGUCUUUCUACGACAUCCCAGCGUCCGCCAGCGUGAACAUCGGCCAGCUGGAGCAGCAGCUCAUCCUGUCUCUGGAGCCGCGCCGCAUCAGACAGAUCCUGAUCGAGCUCCACGGCAUGGCGGAGCGGCCCUUCUGGAGAGUCAACAGCAAGUGGGUGGUUCCUCCUGACUACAUCAACGUGGUCCUCGCCAUCAAAGACAGCCUGACCAAAGACCUGGUCUACAUCCUCAUGGCCAAAGGACUCCACUGCAUCUCCAUAAAGGACUUUGGCCACGCCCGCCAGCUGUUCUCAGCCUGCCUGGAGCUCGUCACCGAGUUCUCCCCAAAGCUGCGGCAGGUGAUGCUCAACGAGUUGCUGCUGCUGGACGUUCGCGCUCACGAAACCACGGCGGCCGAGGGCAGCAAGGAGCGGCCGCCGCCCGACCUGGUCAGCCGGGUCAGAGGGUACCUGGAGAUGAGGAUUCACGACGUUCCUCUGCGUCAGGUGAUCGGGGAGGAGUGCGUCGCCUUCAUGCUGAACUGGAGAGAGAACGACUACCUGACGCUGCAGGUGCCGCCGUCUCUGGUCAUGAACAACCCGUACAUCAAGCUCGGCCAGCUCCUGGCCUCCACCUGCAAAGAGCUUCCCGGUCCUAAAGAGAGCCGGCGCACAGCCAAGGAGCUGUGGGACGUGGUGGUCCAGGUCUGCAGCGUCUCCGUCCAGCACAAGAGGAGCAGCGACGGGCGCCUGGGUCUGAUCAGGCAGAGGGAGUCGUCUCUGGGCAUCAUGCCGCGGAGCAAAUUCAUCACCUUCGUUAAGAAGCUCAGAGAGCCGCUGGUGCUGACCACUCUGAUCUCGCUGUUUGUGAGACUCCACAGCAUCGUCCGAGACGACAUCGUCAACGAAGUGACCGCCGAGCACCUCUCCAUCUGGCCGUCCUCUCUUCCAAACAUUCAGGCGGUGGACGUGGAGGCCGUGGCGGUGACGGUCAAAGAGCUGGUGACCUACGCCCUCACGCUGAACCCCAACAGCCAGUCGUGGCUCGUCACGCAGGCGGACAUCUACUUUGUGACCAAUCAGUACUCAGCUGCCCUCAGCUUCUACCUGCAGGCUGGAGCCGUUUGCUCAGACUUCUUCACUAAACCCGUCCCUCCUGACGUUUACACUGACCAGGUUCUGAAGCGGAUGAUCAAGUGCUGCUCCAUGAUGAACUGCCACACGCAGGUCGCGGUUCUGUGCCAGUUUCUCCGGGAGGUCGACUACAUGACGGCGUUCAAAGCUCUCCAGGAGCAGAACAGCCACGACGCCAUGGACUCCUUCUACGACUACAUCUGGGACGUCACCAUCCUGGAGUACCUCACCCACAUUCACCACAAACGAGGCGAGAUGGAGAAGCGACAGAUCGCUGUGAAGGCGAUCGGACAGACGGAGCUGAACAGCAGCAACCCGGAGGAAGUCCUGCAGCUGGCCGCUCAGAAGAGGAAGAAGAGGUUCCUGCAGGCCAUGGCCAAGCUCUACUUCUGAACACGUCUAAUAAACGCUCCGGACUCUCUUAGUGACCGAAAAUAAAGAUGAAAACCCACGAA
Molecule: messenger RNA, 3215 nt
Organism: Cyprinodon tularosa
Lineage: Eukaryota; Metazoa; Chordata; Actinopteri; Cyprinodontiformes; Cyprinodontidae
Gene: ints8
Product: integrator complex subunit 8
Exons: 28
Coding region: 163-3153 (996 amino acids)
Biological process (GO): snRNA 3'-end processing
Cellular component (GO): integrator complex
Molecular function (GO): protein binding
Source: RefSeq, a predicted model, not a curated record